AUGCUUCCCACCACCAAUGACAGAAAACCCGAGAAUGGCCUUACCAACAAACGAUGGCUGUUCUGUCUUGGAAUCUGUGGCAGCAUUUCGGCCGUAUUUCUCAUAAUGGGUCUUGCUACCUCCAGAAAUAUUCCUCCAACAAGACCAUGGUGGAACGCCGAAGCGGUCAAAACUCAUUACUCGACCUACGAGAAAGGCACCCAGGCUGGAAGUCUCUUCUUCUUCGUGUCCGGUGCUCUCUUUCUUCCUUACUCCGCUGCCAUCACUAGUCAGCUUCGACUCAUACCUGGUCUCAACCCAGCCAUCGCAGAUCUUCAGCUCGCCAGUGCAACGGCCGGUGUCUGGUUCUGGAUGAUAUCGGCAAUCUUCAUGUCACUUUUGACCUUCCGUGACUACAGCGCCGAAAUUAUACAACUGCUCAAUGAUGCCAUGUGGAUGUCGCUCUUGCUCAACUGGCCAAUCUUUUGGAUACAAUUUUGGACCAUCGCCUGGGCAAUUUUCUCAGAUCGGAGCCCCAACCCGGUCUUUCCAAAAAUCAUGGGAUGGGUGAACUUUAUUGCUCCAUUGGUACUUGCGCUGGGUUCGGGAGUGCACAUACAUCAUACUGGACCUUUUGCUUGGAAUGGAGGGCUGGUGUUUUGGCCCACCGUUGUGGUCUUUGGAGUGGAGAUGAACUGCUCUUGUUGGUAUAUACUGCGAAAUAUUCAACAAGGCCGGUACUGA
This is a messenger RNA of Penicillium brevicompactum, 723 nucleotides long. RefSeq lists its product as uncharacterized. The record is from RefSeq and is a predicted model, not a curated record. Bases 1 to 723 code for a protein of 240 amino acids. The transcript has a single exon. NCBI's taxonomy places the organism in Eukaryota, Fungi, Ascomycota, Eurotiomycetes, Eurotiales, Aspergillaceae.